Messenger RNA from Aspergillus fumigatus Af293, 1236 nucleotides. It is a transcript of the gene ltpA, whose product is annotated as tyrosine protein phosphatase LTP1. The coding region runs from base 1 to 1236 and encodes 411 amino acids. Gene Ontology annotation, molecular function: protein tyrosine phosphatase activity. Gene Ontology annotation, biological process: protein dephosphorylation. The transcript has 4 exons. The record is from RefSeq and is a predicted model, not a curated record. NCBI's taxonomy places the organism in Eukaryota, Fungi, Ascomycota, Eurotiomycetes, Eurotiales, Aspergillaceae.
AUGUAUUAUGCAGCUGCAGAGCAUUGUUUUGCAUGUAAUAUUCCUCAUCUUGACAACCGUAAAAAUGAACUUCAAUUCAUCAAUCAAGCCGUGGAUAUAGGUGCCUUGGUCCACGGGCUACAGUGGAGAGACUUGGGCGUAGUCCUUGGUCACUGGGCCAACGGGAAACCAAUCUGCCUGUCACUGCCACAGUGCCACACCCCCAACAUGUCCGCCCUGUGGCUCAGCCCUCUAAAAAUAACCCUGCGCCGCAAAGGGACUAAUAUCACUAGUUGUAUCGAAGAAUUUUAUCUUUUACGCUUGAGAUUCGGGAAAAUUCCCUAUUUGUUUCAACAUAAUCAUAUCUUCUUCCUUUCCAGUGUCUUAGGCAUCAGUAUUUUUCAUGGUUAUAUCAGGGACAACCUUAUAGCUCCUUAUCAACAAAAAAGUUCGUCAUACCAUGCAGUAGCAGGUGCUCUAUUUGUUGAACUGGUGGAUGUUCCAGAAGAAUGUCUUGUGGCUGAAGGCGGUGCAACGUGGCAGAAUUCUUAUCGCUGUGGCGGGGUCUGCAACAUUUUGAUCGGAGAUGCAUACAUGCACCUGUCACAGUGCUUGUUCAAUCACCAAGCAGCUUCUCAACAGACAACGAUCGCAAUGACCGCCUCCGAGUCCCCUUCAGCUGAGCACAAAGUCAAUGUCCUCUUUGUCUGCCUGGGGAAUAUUUGCCGCUCCACCAUGGCAGAAGGAGUCUUCCGCAACAUGGCAAGCACCCAUCCAUUGAUCAACGAGAUCGAUUCCGCAGGCACAGGAGCCUAUCACACACUCGAGCCCCCCGAUUCCCGCACCAUGUCCACCCUCCGCCGCCACGGCAUCACAAACUACAACCACGCGGCGCGGAAGAUUACCAAGGAUGACUUCUUGCACUUUGACUACCUCCUCGCGAUGGAUAAAUACAACCUGCGGGAUCUGCUGGAUGUGCGCGAAUCGGUUGUUGCUUCGUUGCGAAAGUCUGGAGGUGCCAAGGGUCCUCGGGCGUCGAGCGGAGGUGCCGGCGCGAAAGUUGCGGAGGUGAGGUUGUUUGGUGAUUUUGGGCCGGGCGGUGUUCUCCACGACCGAGUAGGUGGUGGUGAGGUUGUGCAGGAUCCUUAUUACGGUGGUGUUAAUGGGUUCGAGGAGGUUUAUCAGCAAGUUGUGCGGUUUUCCAAGUCGUUUUUAGAGUACUUGGAGAAGAAGCAGGGCUCUGAGGUUGAGGAGUGA